Molecule: messenger RNA, 1263 nt
Organism: Nicotiana tabacum (common tobacco)
Lineage: Eukaryota; Viridiplantae; Streptophyta; Magnoliopsida; Solanales; Solanaceae
Source: RefSeq, a predicted model, not a curated record
GCUUAAGUUCUUUACUUACAGGUGGUACCUACUGGAGGUAUUAUUCCUCUUGCUGAUGCAGAAAUACAGAGUAGUGGUGCAAAAGCGGCUUCUUGUGCUCAAUUAGCUUUGCUGGCAUCUUCUUCUGCUAAAGUUUAUAGUGACCAAGGGGUGCCAGCUUCAUUUAAGGUCCCUGCUGGAGCAGUACUUCCAUUUGGUUCUAUGGAAAUGGCAUUAGAAACGAACAAGUUAACGGGGACCUUCACAUUGCUUGUCGAACAGAUAGAAACAGCUCAAAUCGAUGGUGGUGAACUUGAUAAACACUGUGAUGAUCUCCAGAAGUUAAUAUCUUCUCUACUGCCUGGACAAGAUGUCAUUGAAAGUUUGGGAAAAUUAUUCUCGGGUAAUGCACGUUUAAUAGUGCGUUCAAGUGCUAAUGUUGAGGAUUUGGCGGGGAUGUCAGCAGCUGGACUUUACGAUUCAAUUCCUAAUGUUAGCCCUUCAGAUCCGAUAAGGUUUGGACAUGCUGUAGCCCGCGUUUGGGCCUCAUUGUAUACUAGAAGAGCAGUACUGAGCCGUAGAGCUGCUGGUGUGCUCCAGAAAGAUGCUACAAUGGCCGUGCUAGUGCAAGAAAUGCUUUCACCGGAUUUAUCUUUUGUCCUCCACACUCUUAGCCCAACUGACAACAAUCAUAACUUCGUUGAGGCUGAGAUUGCACCUGGACUUGGUGAAACACUCGCUUCAGGAACGAGGGGUACACCAUGGCGUCUGUCUAGUGGUAAAUUUGAUGACACAGUCCGCACACUGGCAUUCGCCAACUUUAGUAAGGAGAUGGUUGUAGGUGGAAAUACUCCUGCUGACGGAGAAGUUAUUCAUUUGACCGUGGAUUAUAGCAAGAAACCUUUAACAAUCGACCCCAUUUUCAGGCGUCAACUUGGUCAGAGGCUUGGCGCUGUUGGUUUCUACCUAGAACGUAAAUUUGGUUCUCCUCAAGACGUUGAAGGAUGUUUGGUUGGUAACGAGAUUUUCAUCGUGCAAUCACGGCCCCAACCCCAGUGAGAGCCUGUUUUUUGCACUGAACUUACCUCAUAACAGUGUAUGUAUAAUUCAGCAUCUCUUUGAGAUGUACAUAGUUGAUUAAAGAAGCAAGCUUAUACUAGUCUUAUAGAAGUAGUUUAAGGUGAAUAUUCUCCCUCAGAUUGUGCAAAUCUGCUGUACUGGCUGUGACCUUACAUUCAUGUUAUUCUAGACAUUAAUAAAGUCACUCAUAUAUUACUAAGCUUC